GAAACACCUGACCUCAGUACGCACACGCGCGUCGACAAAAACCUGCAGCAGAAAUGGCACUGAUCCGUCCCUGGUAGCAGGGAUCUCACAGACGAGAUAUCUGUGAACACUCCCAGUGUAUAAAUGCGAUGCUGCCGUGGUCCCUCAAGGUGCUGGUGUUGAUGCCUCUUCAACUCUUCCUCCGUUCCUUUCACCAUCCUCCACUUUCUAUCUUCCAUUUCCAGGAAGUGUCAAGAUGCUACAUGCAAUAAAAAGAGCACACAGUUGUGGUUCGCCGGCGUGGAUGAGAUCCAGUCAGCAUUUCCUCCUGGCUCUGGGCUGUUUGUUUUGCCUCUGCCCUCCUGCUGGAGUGGUAGCGGGUAUGUGCAGAGUGUCCGGUGGCGUGUUGGGAAUCCCUUGCAGCAGUGUGAUUGGGCUAGGUUGGCAGCCGCUGGCUGUGGACGAAAGUGGCACUCAGUGUUGGGAAUCAUGUUGCCUGGAGCCCUCCUGCAGCGCGGUGUGGAGCCUUGGUGGCUACUGUGUUCUGCUGAAGUGUGUCCGGCCCAACGGCUGUGAAAUCUCCUCGCUGCCGGUGACUCACAUCAAUUCUCUGGGCAUCCUCCAGCUGCUUGACAAGAGCAAAUCAAAGAAAGGAAGAAUCCCACGGCACGCAUGGGCUUCUGAUUUUAAUGGAGGCCCUGGGCACAAACGCAGCAAUCAUGAUGAAUUCGGAUCUCAGCCCUUCAGCACAACACCAGCAAGUACAGUAAGUGGAACCGCAUUCUCAGAAUCGGCCAAUAAAGCGAUGAAUGGGCCUGUCAACGGCAGCAGAGAGGAGGCAGCUUCAGCAACUUGGCAGAAUUCAACGGUGCCAGAAGACAAUAUGGAUCAUUCAUCUUCCAAUAGCAGUUUUGGGUCACCAACAAGUGGACCUUAUUCUUCCACCCCAGCAGGAACUCCACCUGUGAAGGAGCUGGUAGUAUCUGCUGGCAACAACGUGGAGGUCACUCUACCAUGCAAUGAAGUGCAGCUGAAUGCGUUUGUAGUGCCAGAUCCCCCUAAAGGGACUAACUAUGACUUUGCCUGGCGUUUGAUAACACACCCUAAAGACUACGGUGGAGAAAUGGAAGGGAAACAUAGUGGCACACUUAAACUGAGCGAGUUGACUGUGGGUCUGUAUGAGUUUGAGGUGAUUGUGGAUGGUGAUGGUGCACAUGGUGAAGGCUAUGUCAAUGUAACAGUUAAACCAGAGCCAAGAGUCAAUAAACCACCAGUUGCUGUAGUUUCACCAAAGUACCAGGAGAUCUCUUUACCCACAAGCUCCACUGUGAUCGAUGGCAGUCAGAGCACUGAUGAUGAUAAGAUAGUGGCGUGGCACUGGGAAGAGGUGAAAGGGCCGCUCCGAGAGGAGAAAGCCUCAGCAGAUACGGCCAUUCUCACACUCACAAACCUUGUCCCUGGAAACUACACCUUCAGCCUCACAGUGACUGACUCGGAUGGUGCCCAAAGCUCAACCCAAGCUAUGCUUUUAGUCAACAAGGCAAUGGACUACCGGCCUGUAGCCAACGCCGGACCCAACCAAGUCAUCACCCUCCCACGCAACUCUAUAACACUCUACGGCAACCAGAGCACAGACGACCAUGAGCCUCUGGCUUACGAAUGGUCCCUUAGCCCAGAGAGCAAGGGCAAGGUGGUGGAGAUGCAGGGAGUCCGGACACCUAUUCUACAGCUAUCAGCCAUGCAGGAGGGAGAUUACACCUUUCAGCUGACUGUGACCGAUUCGUCUGGACAGCAGGACACAGCACAGGUCACAGUCAUCGUGCAGCCAGAGAAUAACAAGCCACCAGUAGCAGAUGCAGGGCCAGACAAGGAGCUGACGCUUCCUACCGAUCGAACCACACUCGACGGCAGCAAGAGCAGUGAUGACCAGAAAAUUGUCAAGUAUCACUGGGAAAAAACAGAGGGUCCAGAAGGUGUGAAAAUGGAGAAUGCAGAGAGCCAGGUUGCCACGGUAACAGGGCUUCAGGUGGGAACAUACACUUUCAAGCUGACUGUGACUGAUGAACGGGAUCUGCAAAGUUCAGACACGGUCACUGUGAUCGCUCGAGAAGAAUUUGACCAGCCACCCGUGGCCAAGGUGCAGUCCAGCCCCCGGGUCACUCUACCUGUCCGAACAGCAAUCUUGGAUGGUUCCCAGUCCUCUGAUGAUAAAGGAGUAAGCAGUUACUUCUGGAAACGGGAUGACAGCAGUCCUGCAGCUGGGGAUGUCCUGAAUAACUCUGACCACCAGGCAGUGCUGUUCCUUGGCAACUUGGUGGUAGGGAAGUACAGUUUUACUCUGACUGUAAUGGACAGUAAGGGCCAAACCAAAAGCGCCACAGGCAUAGUGGAGGUGUACCCAGAUGUCUGGAAACGAGACUUAGUGGAGCUGGUGCUGGAGGUCGCUGUGUCCCAGUUGUCUCAGAGGCAAAGGGACAUGCUGUUAAGACAGGUAGCUGUCCUGCUGGGUGUAAUGGACAGUGAUAUCAUCGUACGGGAGAUCAGCGCUUUCAGUGAGCACAGCACUCGUUUAGUGUUCCUGGUGUCUGGAGGAGCCGGGCGCCCACCACUGUCUGGUCACAGUGUUGCCACAGGACUCCGUAACAAACUUCGCAAGCAAAAAAAUGACUUCCUUAUCUUCAAGGCCUGGCAGGUAGACACAGUCGUUUGCCAGCUGAAUUGCUCCAGCCACGGAGAGUGUGAUUCAUUUACCCGUCGCUGUGUCUGCCACCCGUUCUGGAUGGAAAACUUCAUCAGAGUCCAGCUGGGCGACGGAGAAAGCAACUGUGAAUGGAGUGUGUUGUAUGUGACAAUAGCAUCAUUCAUGAUAGUGGUUGCCAUCGCGACCAUUGUAUGGGGCCUUGUCUGCUGCUGUAACAGACGCAAAGGAAAAGUCAGACGGAAAAGUCGAUACAAAAUGCUUGAGGGAGAAGACCAAGACAGUUUGGAACUGCACCCACCUAGAGCAGCCCGGCUGAAACCUGUACCUGCACCCUCUUCAUCUGCUCUCAUGCACUCCGAUUCGGAUUUGGACAGUGACGAUGGACAAGUAGGUGUCCCCUGGACUGAUCGGGAGCGUGGUCAUCUGCUGCGUCCUCAAAACGGCUCCUUGCGCAAUGGCCAAGGGCCCCACAGAACCAAAAAACAGAGGGAGGAGUUACUAUAGUGACGAUUAUUAUAGUGACUUUGCUAAAAAGGACCUCAAAUGCCACAACGAUACGUCACUUAAAAGUCUCGUCGCAGGGUGUAAGGAAGAGUGGACUAAGUAUAGUCUCUUCGACUGCCACCCCACCCUGAAUCUCUGCCCAAUCUGAGCCAGAAGACGGGUUGAUUCAGUAACUAGGGCAUUCACUCCUUUGCUGCUGACUCUAUCUUGUUAGAAAUUGUUGAAAUGUAGACCCGUUCACCCCCGGGGUCAAUAUAGAUGUAUUUUAGAAGGAGACAUUGCAUAUGGAAAAGGAUAAAGGCUGCUUAUAAAACUUGAAAACCAAGUAUCUCUCGAAGUAAAGGGAUUCCGUCCCAAUCCCGAGCCUGUCUGGUGGUUCUCUUCCCCCAUCAAGUUUUGACCAACCACUGACAUAACCCCUCUAAACACUACCUUAAACAUCACUUAACUAGACAGUGCUCCUUCACUUGUGGCAAUAGUGCAGACAAAGGACUCGUCCUCUGCGCUGCACCUGUCUUUGCCAAGUUGUAUGACUGCAUGUAUGGUUGUGUGCUGAAAGAUUAGUUUUACUGAAAAUACUGCAUGUAUUACAUCAGAUUGUCCGGCCUUUUUGCCACUGUGUGCGUCUGUCACUUAAAUCACCAGCAAAUGCAGAAAGGCUGCAAUCUGCUCAAGUUUGUAGCAUUUAAGAGAGCAUCAUAAUGAUAAACAAUAUUUAAGAAAAAAAAUACACUGGACCUCGCUUUUAGCUUCGUAUUUAAGCUCGUGCAAAAAUAAACGGUUAGGGUGGGGGGGGUGGGGGGGUGUUCGAGGGGCGAAGAAGCAGAGCUUGGCACUCACCUUAAAAUAUAGACCAUGUGAUCACAGAUGAACGACAGUUGUACGCCAUCUAAUUUUAAGUUUCUUUAAACCGAUCGUCCGAUUCUUGUGCAAUUAUACACAAUCUGCUUGGUAGUCUGCUUUCACUGGUUUCUUUCAUGAAGAUGUUAAUGCUCACUGAAUGUCUUUGAUAAAGGCUUGUGUUACUUUUUUCUGUGUUCGGCACACACGUUUUCGUGUUCUUAGUGGUGACCUAUAUUAACUGAACUACUUGAAUUCAGUGUCUACUUUGUAAACGCUGAAAGAACUGUGAUAUUUUAUCCAUGUACACUGAUUCUAUUGAUUCAUGUUCUUACAAAUGUAUGAAUGGGGUAAUUUAGACCCCAAUGAAAGCAGGGAGAAGAAAAACAGAGAUUUGCUUAAUUACCUAAAAUCAAUGUUUUAGUGAAGGAUUCCCUAUGUCAUGUGAUUUAAUAAGCUGAAACUGAAUUAUCUUAAUUAAAAAUACUGUAAUUUUACA
Clarias gariepinus (North African catfish) is the source of this 4523-nucleotide messenger RNA. Its product is annotated as KIAA0319-like ortholog. The record is from RefSeq and is a predicted model, not a curated record. Bases 236 to 3184 code for a protein of 982 amino acids. NCBI's taxonomy places the organism in Eukaryota, Metazoa, Chordata, Actinopteri, Siluriformes, Clariidae. The transcript is spliced from 22 exons. Gene Ontology annotation, cellular component: cytoplasmic vesicle; plasma membrane.